This is a messenger RNA of Fusarium coffeatum, 450 nucleotides long. RefSeq lists its product as uncharacterized. Lineage: Eukaryota; Fungi; Ascomycota; Sordariomycetes; Hypocreales; Nectriaceae. The transcript has 2 exons. Bases 1 to 450 code for a protein of 149 amino acids. The record is from RefSeq and is a predicted model, not a curated record.
AUGAGCUCAUCGGACACGCGCCAUUCAUGUGAUCCCAAUCUGGGACUUGUUCAUCCAACUGCUGAGGAGCGCGUCAAGAUCUGGAAAGGGACUUCUUCUGCUUGGGAGGACUCAAUCCCUGUCCAUGCGUUCCUCCAAGAAUCCGAAGACCUCGCCACUCGUGCCAUCGAGAACGACUAUGACGGCAACGUGAAAGAUGCUGUUGUCCAUGGUAUCGCAAGUGUCUCCUGUCCUGAGGAGUACCGCCGACGAGCCUACGACUCUCGUUACUUUCGAGAGAUGCACAAAGUUCUCCGCGAAUGGGAGUCCGAAGAGGGUGUCACUGUCGGCUCCAUCCUAUAUUCCGACAUUGGCAGUAAAUGGAUGUCGGUCCUUAGAUGGCUGCCUGACCCAAAGCAGUCGCAGCUUGUAUUCCCUUCCGUCAACGGUGUGAAGCCAACUUCUGUCUAA